Messenger RNA from Rotaria socialis, 507 nucleotides. The record is from the annotation of a GenBank genome assembly. NCBI's taxonomy places the organism in Eukaryota, Metazoa, Rotifera, Eurotatoria, Philodinida, Philodinidae.
AUGGGAAUAAUCGGAAUCGAAGAAUUCAGUUCCAUGUCUAACUAUAUUCCAUUAUAUCCGAUCAAUAUUGAAUUAGCAGAUGAAUGCUAUUUAAUUGUUCACGAUCUCCAUGGUUCAAAAAAUUCACAUAUAUCAGUUCUGAUCGAUUUGGCUGGUGCCUCUACAACUACUAGUUUAUCUGGUCUAUUAAUACAUGUGACUGCAAAUGAUAAAGACCAAAAUAUUCCUCAUACAACAAAUAUUCGUUGUGAUUUCAGGAAUGGAAAUAAAUCAGAAUUAUCAAUUAUGGGUAUAGGUUGUCUUGCCGACAGCAAAUAUCUACAUGGUAAUACUGCAUUGCCAAACUCUAUUCAGAAUGAAUUCAUUACAUUAGAUAUGUAUGUCCGUCUGGCUCACGGACAAACACCGACAGCUACAAAACAAGGCAUCUUACAGUACCUAGUAAGUCUUACGUUAGGGAAGUUAGCUCAAGAUUCGAGUUUUUCCAGCCCCGAUUUGCGUAUAUGA